AUGAAUAUAGUGGAUCAAGGAUCUGUCCUCUCCCCAGUAUUGUUUAAUGUUUACACAUCUGAUAUCAUGAACACAACAUCGUGGAAAUUUAUGUAUGCAGAUGACGUGGGAUUAGUAACUCAAGCCGAGUCGUUUGAAAAACUGGAAGAGAUACUGAAUGAGGAUCUAUCCAUAGUACAAACAUAUUUUAAGUCAUGGCACCUUACACUCAACCCAAACAAAACUACUUCCAUUGCGUUCCACCUAAAUAACAGAGAAUCAGAUAGAAAACUAAACUUAAUGGCUCAGGGAGUUUACAUACAAGGAGAAGACGCCCCGAAAUACUUGGGAAUAAAGUUAGACAGGACUUUAACCUUCAAACAGCACUUAGAAGGAGUAAAAAACAAACUAAAAACUAGGAACAAUAUUAUCAGUAAGCUGGCCGGAACAAACUGGAGGUGCAGGGCAAAUGUCCUUCGCACUUCUGCUUUGGCUUUGGUGUAUAGUGCUGGGGAAUACUGUGCACCAGUAUAG
Molecule: messenger RNA, 513 nt
Organism: Cinara cedri
Lineage: Eukaryota; Metazoa; Arthropoda; Insecta; Hemiptera; Aphididae
Source: the annotation of a GenBank genome assembly